AUGUUGGAAGAGAUAAUGAGUUUGGAGAAGAAGGGCGAAGGGAUAGUGAAGAGGCAGUGUUUUGGGAGGAAAAGGGUGGUGGUGUCAAUUCCAAGUGGUUUACAGUUAGAAUUAGAGGAGAUGGAUGAUUUGAAUACCGGAGGGCGAGGCACAGAAACAAAGAAGCAUUGCAGUUGUGAGAUGUGGUUGUCUCCUCUGGAAUCCUUGCCUACAGAUGUUGUGGUUAGGAUAAUAUUGGGGGUUGAUCAUGAUGAUUUGAGCAGGCUGUUUCAUGUGUCCAAGACCAUUCGAGAAGUGACAAUGAUCGCUAAGAAAUGGCAUUUUGAGUAUAGUACACCCACAAAAACCAACCACCAGCUGCUCGAUGACGAUGAGGAUUCAGUUGAAUUGGAAGCACCAAAUGCUCCAAGACAGACGACAAGACUUCCAGAGCUUCGGUUAAGCCAUAAGAAGUUGUCUUCUAUUGCCGUAGUCCUGUUUCCAUGA
Ipomoea nil (Japanese morning glory) is the source of this 486-nucleotide messenger RNA. Its product is annotated as F-box protein At1g61340-like. Gene Ontology annotation, molecular function: protein binding. The coding region runs from base 1 to 486 and encodes 161 amino acids. The transcript has a single exon. Lineage: Eukaryota; Viridiplantae; Streptophyta; Magnoliopsida; Solanales; Convolvulaceae. The record is from RefSeq and is a predicted model, not a curated record.